AUGAAGAAAACGGACGUGAACUACUCCCUAUAUCUGGUGACGGACUCAACUCCGGCCAUUUUGGGGGAUAAGGACAUCUGCGAUGUUGUCGGAGAGGCGUUGCAGGGUGGCGUUGGGAUCGUUCAGUACAGAGACAAGACCAGCGACACCGGCGUGCUGAUAGCAACGGCUCGGAAGCUACACAAAAUCACAGAAGCGUUCAACGUACCUUUGUUGAUCAAUGAUAGAGUCGAUGUCGCUCUCGCAGUGGGCUGCGAGGGUGUGCAUCUCGGCCAGGAUGACAUGAAUAUUGCCGAAGCGAGGAGACUGCUGGGGCCAGACGCAAUCAUUGGCGCCACAGCGAGCACAGUGGAGGAGGCAGUAAGGGCAUGCAAAGAAAGUGCCGAUUACCUUGGGAUUGGGACUGUCUUCUCAACUCAGACGAAGAAGGAUACAAAGCAUGUCAUUGGCACAGCAGGACUACAGCACAUCCUGGAGUCGUUGUACGAUAGGGGCUUUGGAGAGAUCCCAACUGUGUGCAUUGGCGGGAUUAAUGCCUCCACAAUCCAGCGGGUCAUGUUCCAAUCUGCAUCUCCAAAGAAGCACCUGGACGGCGUGGCCAUUGUGAGUGCUAUCAUGGCCGCCCCUGAUCCGGAGAGUGAGUCAAGAAAGCUGCUCGGCUUGAUCAGGAGCCCGCCGCCGUUCAGGCUACAGGUCCGACAAAGCCAGCAAAAGCCCACGGAGGUUGGGGACAUCAUCGAGGUUGUGCCGAAGAUCGUUAAGGCCGUCCAUGACAACACUCCGCUCUCUCACAACAUGACGAACCUCGUGGUUCAAAACUUUGCAGCAAAUGUUGCCUUAGCUGUUGGCGGUUCUCCGAUUAUGGCCAACUACGGCGAGGAGGCAGCAGACCUUGCCAGUCUUGGUGGUGCCUUGGUCAUCAAUAUGGGCACCGUUACCCCUGAUGGACUUGAGAAUUACGUGAAAGCUUUGAAAGCAUACAACUCGGCCGGCCAACCUGUUGUCUACGAUCCUGUUGGAGCUGGCGCAACUGCAGUACGAAGAGCAGCUGUCAAGACAAUCCUGGCUGCCGGCUAUCUGGAUGUCAUCAAAGGAAAUGAAGGAGAAAUCAAGACAGUCUGGGGCGAAGGCGAGAUCGAACAACAGCGCGGCGUGGACAGCAGUAGUACCCUGAGCCACACCCAGAAAGCCGAAUUGGUCAAGAAGCUGGCAGCAAGAGAGAAGAAUGUGGUGGUCAUGACCGGAGUGACAGACUUUGUGAGCGACGGAGAGAGGACAUUUAUCGUCGAAAACGGGCACGAGUAUCUCGGUAAGAUCACCGGCACCGGAUGUGUGCUGGGAACGACGAUCUCCACCAUGAUCACCGUGCAUCCUCAGGACAAGCUGGCUGCUGCGAUUGCCGGUCUAUUGCUGUUUGAGAUCGCGGCGGAGCGGGCAGCUGCUCUUGAGGAUGUUCGAGGACCGGGGACAUUCAUGGCCAAUUUCAUUGAUGCCCUUUAUCAGGUCCGCAUGCUGAACGCUGAAGGCAACACUUAUCUCAACGUCUGCGAUAUACAGGAGAAGUUCCGCAACGCCAUCCAUGAGUUUGACAAAGUCGUCCUCACGACCCAAAAGGUUCUCAAGGCCGCCCAGGCCCUGCAGAUCCCCAUAUUCGUGACGACACAGAACCGCGCGCGCCUGGGCGAGACGGUAGCCGAGCUGGCGCCGUACCUGACCGAGCCCCUGACCAAGGCGCACGCCGACAAGACGGCUUUCAGCAUGUGGAUUCCCGCGGUGUCGCAGCAUUUUUCUGCGCCUUCGCCCUCGGGCCCCAGCCAGAUUGUCAUUGUCGGUAUCGAGUCCCACAUCUGCGUCACGCAGACGGCCCUCGAUGCCCUGGCCGCCGGCCACAAGGUCUAUGUGCUCGCCGACGGCGUCAGCAGCUGCAACCGCGAGGAGGUGCCCAUCGCGCUCGCGCGGCUGCGGGCCGAGGGCGCCGUCGUCACCACCAGCGAGAGCUGGCUGUACGAGUGCAUGGGCGACGCUGGCAUCCCGGAGUUCAAGAGCAUCGUGGGCAUUGUCAAGGAGACGGGCAAGGACACCAAGACCGCACUGGGGGCUCUGAUUCCGUCUAGAAUAUGA
Molecule: messenger RNA, 2121 nt
Organism: Phaeoacremonium minimum UCRPA7
Lineage: Eukaryota; Fungi; Ascomycota; Sordariomycetes; Togniniales; Togniniaceae
Product: putative hydroxyethylthiazole kinase protein
Exons: 8
Coding region: 1-2121 (706 amino acids)
Biological process (GO): thiamine biosynthetic process
Cellular component (GO): cytoplasm
Molecular function (GO): thiamine-phosphate diphosphorylase activity; magnesium ion binding; ATP binding
Source: RefSeq, a predicted model, not a curated record